CGGUUGUCACGUGACUCGACUCCAAACAGGGCGGUCGCAACGCGCGGUAAGGCGGUUGCUAUGGGAAAGCAAGCGACGUUCCAGGCAUCUAAUUAGAGUAGGCGCUGUCUAAAGGGAGCAGCAAAACUAACGACCUCGUCACCCGUUUCACUCGUAGCAGACGACGGGUUCGGUUUUCGAAUGAUUGAUAGUGUGACGUAUGCGCAUUCUGUGGUCCCGCCCCACAGCAAUGGUGGCCGCUGACGAAAGCGCGGUGACGACGAAUCACGAUAGAGCAACUGAACGUUCGCAAAAUCAAGCUGUUGCUUGCGCGAUCGCGCCCUGGCAGUUUCGUUACUUUUGCUCGCGCGCGAUCCUGCUUAUGAGCGUAAUGUCGUCCCACAAGGACGUGCGAUUGGGCCCGCACGUCUCGCCACACCAACGGGACUUGCUGGUCGCAUUCAUGGAGAAGCAUGCGUUCCUCGUGACAGGGUCCCGCGUGCCCAGCCCAGAGGCUACGGUGGAACGCAAGAGAGAGCUGUGGGAAGAAAUCACUGCCCUGCUGAACGCUGAGGGCCCAGCGAGGAAGUCGUUUCGGAAGUGGCAGGCUUUCUGGCGCAAGGAGGUGUUCCUCGCCCGCCGCGAUUUCGCCGAAACCGGAAGCGGUGGCCGCCUAUCUGGUGUUCGUGGCCGCAUCAUGCAGUUAGUCGGCCCCGCAUCGGUGACUGGCCUGUGUGAGCAACGACGCUCUCAGCCGCUUGACGAGCAGCUCGCCAUGGACGUGUUUGUGGCAAGGCUGUUGGAGGACACAACGCCAGGCACCACCGGCUUGGCGAGUGAAACCAAUAUAGGAGUAGCAAACCUGCAACAGGCCGACAGCCAGUCCCAGAGCCCGCCAGAUGAGCUGACUGCUGGCCCCAGCUCUGCUGAAACCGGCCAAUCCCAACGAACGCAUCGCCAGUGUCGCAGUUCACGUCGUGUGUUGUACCACGAAGCCCUCUUGGAACGCGUAGCCAAAGACUGUGCAAGAACUGCGGCACAAAAUGAAGAGACAAACAAAAUCCUUCAUGGCGUUCUUAAGGGUGUGGCCCAGAUGGCCACGGCCUCGGUACGGCAGGCUUGGGCAGCCGAACGGAUGGCAGCAGCCGCGGAGAGACAGUCUGAACUACUGGCCGAUGUGCUUCGUCACGUGGGCCAGAUUUCGCCAUUGGUGGCCUUUUUGCCAGAAAAUGCUGCUGCGAGAGGACCGCAGUAGUUGCAACUUAAGUGCGCUAUGGAGAGAGUUGAUUCCCAAAGAAAGCUUCAUUGUUUGAGUUGCGAUGCCGAGAACGUGUAGAUAUGUGUGAUGUUGUGUGCUUAUUUCGAAUACGAGAUUCACCUUCGUUUAUCUUGUUUAGUACAAAGUUUGUGCAAGUUUCAUUUACCCAACUUUCUCGGAGGGAAAAAUAUGCGGGAAAUCAGUACCUCAGAUUUCACUGAACCGGCUAUCAUCAGUUUCUGCAUGAAGCAAGAAAUACAGUAGGAGCAGCCUUAUUGCUAUUAUAAGGAAAAUAAUAAAAAAAGACGCACAAGCUUUCGGCGCCGUACAUAAAUGAAUCAGGAUAUGUAACUGUUUUUUUCCUUUUUGUCGCUCUAGGAACCAACUAUGUGCAUCAGGAUAUUUGUCAUUACUCAUGAUUUUCAACAAUCGUCAAAUUUAUUAUAUUGUCGCGAGAGGAAACGGCAAUGCGUUCGCCUCAGAACGAAUGGCUGGGCUGCUUAAUUUCUUGUCAGGAGACGGCAACCACGAGCGUCAUCUUCGUCAUCUACCACAAAGAGAGCGUGGCAUUAUGGUACAUUUUCAUGCACUUAAUCAUCGUAGGGCACAUCUGUGAAAAAUUGGCUUCACGAUAGGUCACCGUAUUCACGUAGCAACAGAUGAACUGCGGGUGGAUAAACUCGGUCACAUUGUGUGAAACUGACUCAUGCCAUCUUUUCCAUGCAUUGAAGUGUAUAACGAGUGCUAGUCAGGCUUGUCUGAUAAUUCCGCGAAUUUCUUCACAGUAACUGAUACGCGAGUGGUUCUAGUUGCCGCGAUGUUGUGAUUCUGUGAUAUAUUUGCGUUGUCGAGGAAUGCUGCCUCAGCAAUACAUUUGUAAGUGACUCUACUAUGUGCCUUUAAAAGGAAGCUUUAGCUCGGGGCCAACUCCGGUGCCGUUUAUUGAAGUAGGCGUAAAACGCAGAAAUGCUUUUAUGACGCAACCCCGACGUAAAAGACGUUUCUUGCAUUUGAGAGAGCAACAUAAACUCUAGUGACUUCAGUGAAUUUCGAUUGAGGGCCUGGAAUAUUUUUCGCAAAUUCCAGAAAAUUGCUGAGUUAUAAAAAUAUCAGUGAAUCACGAAGUUCACAAAUUAAAAAAAAAUACACCAAAAACACCAAAUACACCAAAAACAAAUAUCGCAGUUUAGCAAACUACAUUGAUCAGUGCAUCUAAAGCGGAUACAUUAUAUAUACGAAUGUACAGGUUACGUGACUUUGUUACAAGCUUUACACAGAUUUUGCACAAAUUGCAAACACAAAUUACAGGCAUAUCAGUUCCCAAUCAGUUCGGGUAUAUCGCACCAGCUUUGUUCGCUUUAGAUGUCUUAUAAAUUCCAGUUUACGGAACUGUGAUAUCGUUUAUCAUUCCUUAGUUAGAAGUAAACUUGACAGCAUCAUUUCUUGAAAUAUUGCAAAUUCCAACAGUUUCGGCUAAAAAGGUAAUGGACGGCCUAAAUAGAAGUGAUACUUCUACAGUCACCCGAUUUUAAAUUUCUCCUUUAUGAAUGCUAUAAACCUCAUCAAAUUAGGUGUGCUAGUCACUGAGAAAUAUGAUUUCUCCGUUCCCACGGGUUUCGUAUAGGAGCUGCCGAGCUAAAGCUUUCUCUUAAUGCAGUUUUUCAGCAUAGCCGUACGUGCGACAUUUAUUAGUCUUGCUUACUGGGACAUUUUUCAUAAUAUAUCACGUAAAGCACGAA
Molecule: messenger RNA, 2976 nt
Organism: Dermacentor albipictus
Lineage: Eukaryota; Metazoa; Arthropoda; Arachnida; Ixodida; Ixodidae
Source: RefSeq, a predicted model, not a curated record